Kuraishia capsulata CBS 1993 is the source of this 396-nucleotide messenger RNA. RefSeq lists its product as uncharacterized. Bases 1 to 396 code for a protein of 131 amino acids. The transcript has a single exon. The record is from RefSeq and is a predicted model, not a curated record. Lineage: Eukaryota; Fungi; Ascomycota; Pichiomycetes; Pichiales; Pichiaceae.
AUGGCCACGGUCAAUUCACAGGCAAACUUUGAAACAAAUCUGUCUUGUGGUUGUGCUGAGAACGGCGAUUUUCGAUUUGAUUGUUGUGAAAACGGCUAUAUGUGUACCUCAACGUUUGGACAACAAACAAAAGCUUUGAAAGAUUUUGAAAGCGAUUCUAUUUUAGACACGUGUUCUGAAUGCAGAAUCCGAUUGCUAUUAUCGCUAUUCAAACCGAAACAAACAAUUGAUGAUCGAACAAAAGAACAAUACAGGAAGGUUAUGGGUAUAUGGAUGUUUUUUCCUUUUGAUAUCCCUUCGAUGGUGCAGUUGUGGACGGGUCUUCUGUCAUUCUGCACCCGGGUGCAUUUGGCGGGCGUUGAUUGGUCCAACCCACACAAUUGCGCAGGAUGUUGA